AUGGAGGUCGCGUGGAGUCAGCUGCGGGAGGAGGCACGGCGCCUAGCGCAGGACAUUGGUCAGUCCGGGCGCGAGCAUCACUCGCUAGCCAACAGUCGCGCCGUAUGGGACGCUAUCCGGGUGCACGGUGUGCCACGGGAGCACCGCGAGUGGGUCUGGCCCAUUCUACUGCAUGACCAGAGCAUGAAACUGCAGCGACAAGAGACAGAGAGCGGCGCUUCCUACAGCCAAUUAAUACGCGGUAUAACAGAGGAUAUACAGGAGACAGACUCCAGCAGUUCGCUGGAGCAGGCACAGGAGGAGGCUAUGGAGAGGUUCCAUCACCUCAAUCCCUUCCAGGAACGCAAGAUUCGGCGCAUUUUGCUGGCCUAUGCCAAGUCCAAGGACGCCUUCUACUAUUGCCACGGGAUGGUCGAGUCUUGUGUCGUGCUCAGCACGUUUCUCGUAGAGGAGGACGCCUUCUGGGGCUUUCGCAUGCUACUGGAGAUGCUACUGCCCAAAUACUUUGACGAGUCCGUCGUGGAUUUCCAUACGGACUGUCUAGUGCUGCAGGAACUUCUACGUGUGCAUGACCCUGCUCUUAGUGAUCACUUUGCUCUGCUGGGCGUGUCCAUCCAACUGCUGUGCACCAAGUGGUUCUUCUCCUUCUUUGCCGAAUCCAUGCCGUUUGAAGUCGUGUGCCGCCUGUACGACAUCAUGUUUGUGGACAUUUGCAGUCGGCAAUUGGGCUCCAAGAUCGUUUUCUCGACGUCAUUGUCGGUGUUAUUGUAUCUGAGCUCGACGUUGGUGGAGAUUCAGGAUGUGAACGUGGUGCUCGACGUUAUUAACGAAUUUUGCUGGACGACGCUGAACGAAUACUCGGUGGCGGAGUCGUUCCUGGACCUUAUUAAUUUUAUGCAUGAGCAAAUUAAUGACGAGCAACUCGCAGCAAUGCGCCAAAAGUAUAGAGCACAGUUAGCAGAGGAAGAAGAGCAGCGGAAGACCUUACAGCGGAGAAUUCAGACAAAGAAAAGCAGCAAGAAACUCAAACUGGAGAAGCAGGGAUCCUCAGAACAACAGGAUCAUCCGCGUAAGGGCAGAAUUCACAGUAUCAAGUUACUCAUCCAGUGGAGAAAGCACAUGGUCGAUAACUCGGAUGCUUCUUUGGGCCAAGCAAGGAAAAGGAAUAGCAGCAGGGUAAGUAAUAGCGACUCCAGCGAGAAGAACCGUUGUGGCCGCAACAGUAGAACACGCAGUCGAGAACAAGAGAGCUCUUCAUCUAGUAGCGACGAGGAGAGUCGGAGCGACAAUGGAGAAGCAGGACUUGAGAUCGUUACGACGCCGUCGGAGAAGGAAAUGUUGGCCAGAGUGUACCAAGGAAUCAGCAAGAUUAAUCGUCGACGAUCGCGGUCACGGACAUCGUCAUCGAUGCGCAGCUUUUCAUUGCGAGGAGCCGACGGAGCGCUUAAUUCGCUUUCAUCUCGCAGUUUGUCCUUAUCGAACUCGAUUCUCAGUACUACGUCGUCAACGAAAGAGGGCGACGAUGUUAGUCAAGCUGGUGAUGGUGAUCCAGAAGACGAAGACGCAUUAUGGGAGCGUCUACGAGUGUCAGGCACCCCGAAAUCUGUUGUUCGACAUAGUAUGAGUGGUGUCCCAGAUGCCCAUCGGUCGUGGAUCUGGCCAAUUUUAAUUAACCAGCUCCCAGCGCCUCCAGAUUUGCCUCGAAAUCUCGCAGCGGUGAAAAAUGACGAUGAAGAAGCACUUUUAGACCGUGAAAUCGCCAAGUCAAUUGAGAAUGACAUCACGCGGACACGAAAUCUGCGCAACGACCAAGUAAUUCCGAUGCGUCGGGUGCUCACAGCGUUUGCUAAUCGCAAUCGCCGCGUUGGAUAUUGCCAGGGCAUGAAUGAGAUCUUGGUGGUUCUACUGCAGUACUUGGACGAGGACCAGGCGCUUCGAGCGCUCAUUUUGCUGAUUGAAGUGCUCCUUCCCGCCUACCACGUGGACUCGAUGAUUGGACUGCACACCGACUGCGCGGUCAUGAACACGCUAUUACGCCAAAAUGACACUGAGUUGCAUUCCCAUCUCAACGAGCUGGGGCUGAACAUGGAGAUCCUGUGCACCAAGUGGCUUGUGACGUGCUUUCUCACGUCACUUCCGAGUUUUUGUGGCCUCAAAGUGAUUGACAUGCUACUGGCCCGCGCCAAAGAGAAACAGCGUGCAUCUCGCGUACUUCUUGGGGUGGGAAUCUCGAUUUUCUUUACUCUGCGCGAAACCCUGUUGGAUGCCAAGGACGCUGGAGAGGUGCUGUUGGCGAUCAACGAGUAUUUUGCGCGUGAGAUGACCAAGACGACGGUCGAGAUGGACAAAUUCCUUCACUUCUGUCUGAUUAUCACGGAUCAACUGGAACCUGACAUUGUUGAGGAGUUCCGGUUGGUCCACAAGGACGAAGUGAUGGAGCGGUUUGCUGCAUUUGAAGCCAAGAAAAUUGAGAUGCGACAGCAACUGGAAGAAGCAAAAGCCAAACAGCGAAAAGUGGCCAGUGCACCGCCGUCGCCUUCAAAAACGGAGCGUUUAUCUACGCUGUCAGCAUCAAGCAUCAUGUCGGGCAAGUCAAACGGCAACAACCGGAUAUCCGGGUUGUCGUCAUAUAUUAGCAACCCUCUGCGUAGCAGUGGAGGCAGCAAAACAACCACAGCAGGUGCAGGAGACGACAAGGAAAGCCAUAAGCGGUACCAGCGUGUCGACGUCCUGCAAGCUCACCACAGCUUCAGCGAGGAUUUAGAGAAGAUGGAAGACCAGCUGGAAGAUCUGGCGGAUUUAUUUCUCCGCGGGAAGAUCGACGAAAAGGAACACUCGUGCAUUCGAGCGCAGAUUGUUCGGAAAUGGUGCAAAGGCAUGAAUUCCCCGCAGUCCGCAAUGGUUCGAGUGCAGUGUGUAAAACACACGUACGGCGAACGUAGCGGUGAAGGAUUUUCGAACACUGCGCCAGGUUUACUAGAAGGUCCAGUGCGAAAUAGCUUCACUGGGGAAGCAGAGGGAGCUCAUCGCGGGAGAAAAGGAUCGAUCUCGCUUUAUGGGCGCAUGAAGAAGGCCCAGAAAAGUGCGCUCGCCAUAUUUAAAUCAACCUUUGAAUGA
This is a messenger RNA of Phytophthora nicotianae INRA-310, 3117 nucleotides long. RefSeq lists its product as hypothetical. The coding region runs from base 1 to 3117 and encodes 1038 amino acids. NCBI's taxonomy places the organism in Eukaryota, Oomycota, Peronosporomycetes, Peronosporales, Peronosporaceae. Gene Ontology annotation, biological process: activation of GTPase activity. The record is from RefSeq and is a predicted model, not a curated record. The transcript has a single exon. Gene Ontology annotation, molecular function: GTPase activator activity.